Acipenser ruthenus (sterlet) is the source of this 1638-nucleotide messenger RNA. Its product is annotated as GTPase IMAP family member 4-like. Gene Ontology annotation, molecular function: GTP binding. The record is from RefSeq and is a predicted model, not a curated record. Bases 1 to 1437 code for a protein of 478 amino acids. NCBI's taxonomy places the organism in Eukaryota, Metazoa, Chordata, Actinopteri, Acipenseriformes, Acipenseridae. The transcript has 3 exons.
AUGAGAGCCCCAGGCAGUUCCCCUGAUUUGAGGAUGGUCCUGGUUGGGAAGAUUGGAGUUGGGAAAAGUGCCUCAGGAAACACCAUCCUGGGCAAAAAGGUGUUUACAUCACAAGCCAGUGACACCUCAGUUACAAAUGUAUGUGAGAAGGGAGAAGGAGAGGUUUCCGGGAGACGUGUUGUUGUGGUCGACACUCCAGCCUUUGGCACAGACCUCUCUCUGGAUGAAGUCACUGAAGAAAAAUGCAUUGCUCUGUCUGCCCCGGGACCCCACGCUAUUCUCCUGGUGAUUGAGAUGGGCCGAUUCACAGGUGAAGACAAGAGAACAGUGGAGACAAUCCUGAGGAGAUACGGAGAGGAAGCUGAGAGAUACACGAUGGUCCUUUUCACCAACUGGGACAAACUAGGAGAGAAGAAAAUUAAGGAGUUCAUUCAGGGAGCCAGCAAGGAGCUCCGGGAGCUUGUUGAGAAGUGUGGGGGCCAUUAUCACGCCUUCAACAACAAGGAAGAGAGUGAUUGCACCCAGGUUUCUGAGCUACUGGAAAAAAUAGACAGGAUGGUGGAAGGUAACAGGGGAAGCCACUACACCAGUGAGAUGAUCAGACAGGUGAAAAAAAUGAGGAAGAGCAAAGAGCUCAUUUGUGAAGAAAUGGACGUUGAAGAGCAAGCCAAUGAUAAGCCAAGCAAGUCUGAUUCUUUAUCUAGAUCCACACCUCUGGCAUCGAACAUGAGAGACAACACAGAGUUGAGGAUUGUGCUGCUUGGGAAGACUGGAGUUGGGAAGAGUGCAGCAGGAAACACCAUCCUGGGAAGAAGGGAGUUUGAUUCAAAACUCAGCGCCACUUCCAUAACUAAUAAGUGUAAGAAGGGCACGGCAGAAGUUUCUGGGAGACACAUAGCUGUGAUUGACACUCCCGGUCUGUUUGACACAGAGCUCACUGCUGAUCAGAUUAAACAGGAGAUUGAGAAAUGUAUCUCUCUGUCUGCCCCGGGACCCCACGCUUUGCUGUUGGUUCUACAGGUGGGCCAAUACACACAGAGAGAGAGGGAAGCAGUGAAGAUUAUUUUGGGUGAGCGUGCUGCCAGAUACAUGAUGGUUCUUUUCACCCAUGAAGACAGUCUGGAAGAUGGCAUGACAAUUGAGAAAUACAUUGAGGGAGUCAAAGGGGAUCUCCAGCAGCUUAUUGAUGAAUGUGGGGGCAGGUAUCAUGUCUUUAACAAUAAAGACAAGAGCAAUACAGCUCAAGCUAUUGAACUGGUCAAGGAAAUAGAGGCGAUGGUGGAACGUAAUUGUGGGAGGUUUUACACCAUGGAGAUGUACAAUAAGGCAGCUGCAUCCACCAGUCAAAAUGUAGAAAUGGAGAAGGGAAAAGUGAGGAAGGAAAGGCCACCGCAUAAGACUGUGCAGAGCUCCAGAGAUGGGUGUAAUUUGAUGUAAUCUGUUUAACAUAUCUGACGUGUUUAUUGAAUGUCCUCUGCAUAAUUAUUUUCUUUACCAAUAUGUGCUUGAUUUUGUUUUCUUUUUAUUUGAAACAGCCAAUGAUUAAUAACCAAUGCUUAACAUUGUAUUUAGCUCUAUAAAUCAGUAUGAAUUUCCUUUCAGUACACCUUAUAUUGCCUUGCAUAAAAAAGCUAAAUA